Molecule: messenger RNA, 2433 nt
Organism: Apodemus sylvaticus (European woodmouse)
Lineage: Eukaryota; Metazoa; Chordata; Mammalia; Rodentia; Muridae
Product: zinc finger protein 431-like
Exons: 7
Biological process (GO): negative regulation of transcription by RNA polymerase II; G protein-coupled receptor signaling pathway
Cellular component (GO): membrane
Molecular function (GO): DNA-binding transcription repressor activity, RNA polymerase II-specific; G protein-coupled receptor activity
Source: RefSeq, a predicted model, not a curated record
AUGGGGCUUUGCAGAUCAGUUUUAGGGUUUGGAUUCACUGCUGCUGCUGCUGCUGCUGUUGCUGCAGCCCUUAAAUUCUCUAGCGAUGACUCAGUUUACCACCGAGAAGUGGUUGAGGGGAUAAGUUAUGAAGACCCAUUGUGGAUGGCUCUUACCUUAAUAGCCUUCUGUUUCUCUGCAUUCACAGCUGUGGUACGUUGGGUCUUUGUAAAGCACCAUAACACUCCUAAUGUGAGGGCCAAUAACAGAAUCCUCAGCUACCUAUUACUCGUGUCGCUCUUGUUCUGUUUUCUGUGCUCCUUUUUCUGCAUUGGCCAUCCUAACAGAGUGACCUGUAUCUUGCAACAAAUCAUAUCUGGAAUUGUAUUUACUGUUGCUGUUUCCGCAGUUCUGGCCAACACAAUCACUGUGGUUCUGGCUUUCAAAGUCACAGACCCAGGAAGAAGAUGUGUGCUCAGUGUUGUGGAUCUGUUUAUCCUGUAUCUCCCUCUCAUUUGGCAUUUCUCUGGCAAGGCUGUAUCCUAUACAAUGUGUUCAAAAGCAACACAGGUGACUUUUGAUGAUGUGCAUGUGAACUUCACUGAGGAAGAGUGGAAUUUGCUGGAUCCUUCCCAGAAGAAUCUCUACAAAGAUGUGAUGUUGGAAACCUACCUGAACCUCAAAGCUAUAGGCUGUAAUUGGGAAGACCAUCAUCUUGAAGAACAUUUUCAAAGUAUUAGAAGACAUGAAAGACAUAAAAUGACACAUAAUAGAGAGAAACCUUAUGAAUGUAAUCAAUGUGGUAAAGCCUUUGCAAGACCUGGUGAUCUCCAAAAUCAUAAAAGAACACAUACUGGAGAGAAACAUUAUAAAUGUAGUCAAUGUGGUAAAGCCUUUGCACAGCACAGUACUUUCCAAUAUCAUAAAAGGAAACAUACUGGAGAGAAACCUUAUGAAUGCAAUCAAUGUGGUAAAGCCUUUGCAGUACCCAGUCAUCUCCAGUAUCAUAAAAGAACACAUACUGGAGAGAAACCUUAUGAAUGUAAUCAAUGUGGUAAAGCCUUUGCACAGCACAGUGAUCUCCAAAGACAUAAAAGAACACAUACUGGAGAGAAACCUUAUGAGUGCAAUCAAUGUGGGAAAGCCUUUGCACAGCGCAGUCAUCUCCAAUAUCAUAAAAGAACACAUACUGGAGAGAAACCUUAUAAAUGUAGUCAAUGUGGUAAAGCCUUUGCACAGCACAGUACUUUCCAAUAUCAUAAAAAGAAACAUACUGGAGAGAAACCUUAUAAAUGUAGUCAAUGUGGUAAAGCCUUUGCACAGCACAGUACUUUCCAAUAUCAUAAAAGGAAACAUACUGGAGAGAAACCUUACGAAUGCAAUCAAUGUGGUAAAGCCUUUGCAGUACCCAGUCAUCUCCAAUAUCAUAAAAUAACACAUACUGGAGAGAAACCUUAUGCAUGUAAUCAAUGUGGUAAAGCCUUUUCAGGUCACAGUACUCUCCAAACACAUAAAAGAACACAUACUGGAGAGAAACCUUAUGAAUGUAAUCAAUGUGGCAAAGCCUUUUCACAUCAGAGUAUUAUCCAAAGACAUAAGAGAACACAUACUGGAGAGAAACCUUAUAAAUGUAGUCAAUGUGGUAAAGCCUUUGCAACACGCAGUAAUCUCCAAAGACAUGAAAGAACACAUGCUGGAGAAGAAUCUAAUGAAUGUAAUGAAUGUGGUAAAGAUUUCACAUGUGCUAAUUAUCAUUGCAGGCAUGUAAGAAGAUAUACUGGAGUGAAACUGUAUGAGUGUAAUAUUUGUGGUAAAGCCUUUACAAGAUGCAGUAAUCUCCAAUAUCAUAAAACAACACAUACUGGAGAGAAACUUUAUAAAUGCAAUCAAUGUGGUAAAGCCUUUGCAAGACCCAUUUAUCUCCAAAAACAUAAAAUGACACACACUAGAGAGAAACCUUAUGAAUGCGAUCAAUGUGGUAAAGCCUUUGCACAGUGCAGUCAUCUCCAAAAUCAUAAAAGAACACAUACUGUAGAGAAACCUUAUGAAUGCGAUCAAUGUGGUAAAGCCUUUGCACAGCGCAGUCAUCUCCAAUAUCAUAAAAGAACACAUACUGGAGAGAAACCUUAUGAAUGCGAUCAAUGUGGUAAAGCCUUUGCACAGCGCAGUAAUCUCCAAUAUCAUAAAAGAACACAUACUGGAGAGAAACCUUAUGAAUGUAUUCAAUGUGGUAAAGCCUUUGCAAGACCCAGUCAUCUCCAAAUACAUAAAAGAACACAUACUGGAGAGAAACCUUAUGAGUGCAAUCAAUGUGAUAAAGCCUUUACACAUCACAGUACUCUGCAAUAUCAUAAAAGAACACAUACCGGAGAGAAACCUUAUGAAUGUAAUCAAUGUGGUAAAGCCUUUACAAGACCCAGUCAUCUCCAGUAUCAUAAAAGAACACACACCAGA